AUGGCUUUGAAGUAUGAGUUAGAACAGUGGGGUGCCGCUGUUCAAGCUUAUGAUUCUCAAGAUUUUGAUAAAGCUUUGGACACAUUCGAGACUAUUGCAGAAUCUGCAAAAUUCCAUUUUAAUAUGGGUUUAAUAUAUGCCACCCUCGGUGAACACGAAGAAGCAUGCCGGUCAUAUAAAAAAGCUGUAAAAUUAGAUCAAUUUUUUGCUGUAGCUUAUUUUCAAAAGGGCGUUUCCCAUUUCCUAUUAGGUGAAUUUGAAAAGGCAUUAGCAAAUUUCAAUGAUUCUUUAUUGUAUCUUCGUAAAAAUGUUCUUAUAGAUUAUGAACAAUUGGGAUUAAAGUUUCGACUUUAUUCAUGUGAAAUUUUAUUUAAUCGUGGCCUGUGUUACUUAUAUCUUGGUCAAACGGAUCAAGGUAUGGGUGAUUUUACAUCGGCCGCAAAAGAAAAACAAACGGAGGAACAUGAAGUCAUUGAUGAAGCUAUCACAGUUCAGGGUCAAGGUUUCACUGUAUUUUCAAUCCCAGUUGGUGUAAUUUAUAGACCACCUGAAGGAAAACUUAAAAAUGUAAAAACAAAAGACUAUUUAGGUAAAGCAAAACUAGUAGCAGCUGUAGAUCCAGAAGACGCAUUCACCGGUUUUACAGGUGCUCAACAACAAAAGAAACAAGGACUUAAUACGACAACACCAAUUACAAAAGCAAACACCGAAGGCGCUGUUAUACAAAUUAAUAAUGGAACAAAUUCGCGACCAACUUCUCCAACUGAAAAACCUCAGAGACCUAAAUCAUUGUCAUCCAGUCCAAGAAAUCCACCUUUUCCUAUGCGAGCGAGCAGAAAUCCAAGUAUAGCAAGACGACGUCCUCCUCAGAAUGAAGGAACACCUAUUUAUGUUGAUGACGAUAAGACUUCUAAUGGUGGAGGGCAAUUUCCUGAUAGACGCUUACCCGCUUCUGAAGUUUUACACAAAUGUCUCCUCAAAAUGGGAUCACUACAACAAAGUCGUUCUAAUACUCUAGAUAGCAGUCGCGGUUCACCUAAAUUACCAUCUAACGGUCCAUCUAGGAUGUCUUCCGUAAGAGACUCUAAUCGUGGACCACUCAGGGAUGGACCUAUGCGAUCUAAUUCUUUGAGAGAAUCUAGCCGUUCAAAUUCAAUUAGAAAUGGUCCACCCAGGAUGAAUUCUAUAAGAGGUGGUAGAUCGACAGCAAGGGCAAUGCCUCAAAGGUCGAAUACACAGGGUCGUACGCAAUUUUUACAACAACAAAUGUCAAAGAUGUCAGUCUCGGAUGAUGAUCAAGGUUAUAACGAUUACUACCAGGAUGUAGAUCAAUACGCUAAUAACAAUAUUACUAGUCCACCACCGAGUAAUGAAGAUUAUCAAGUUAAUAGGCCGACAUCUCGAUCUCCAAGUUUACGUGGUCGCGGUGGAAGAGGUUCUUUCAAACCAUCUCCUUUAUCUAUGCAAGGCGGUCUAUUGGCUUCUCCAACAGCGGAUAAGGAAACACAAUUCGAAAUGCUUCCUCCACCACAAAAAAAUAGUCUGCCGCAAUCUCCGUAUCCUAGUUCACCUGUUAAUGAAAUACUUAAAGAACCUACUAAGAUUAAAAUUAAAUGCUAUCAUAAAGACACUCGUGUAGUUUUGGUCUCAGCAAGUAUAAUUUAUUCAGAACUUAUUAAAAGGAUACAGGAAAAAUUUACCAUAGAAGCAUCCUUGCAAUUAAAAUAUAAGGAUGAAGACGGUUCGAUGGUCACGAUGAUAGAUCAAGAAGAUUUCGAAAUGGCUAUAUCAAUGAUUCCAAGAACAUCAAGUGAUAUCGGUAGAAUGGAGAUAUGGAUAGAAACUGAAUAA
Molecule: messenger RNA, 1851 nt
Organism: Funneliformis mosseae
Lineage: Eukaryota; Fungi; Glomeromycota; Glomeromycetes; Glomerales; Glomeraceae
Source: the annotation of a GenBank genome assembly